Molecule: messenger RNA, 2140 nt
Organism: Neogale vison (American mink)
Lineage: Eukaryota; Metazoa; Chordata; Mammalia; Carnivora; Mustelidae
Product: intraflagellar transport protein 172 homolog
Exons: 8
Coding region: 469-1455 (328 amino acids)
Biological process (GO): intraciliary transport
Cellular component (GO): intraciliary transport particle B; ciliary basal body; axoneme
Molecular function (GO): protein binding
Source: RefSeq, a predicted model, not a curated record
UAGAUUUUGCUUAUCACCUGGAAUUAAUUUUUGUGCAUAUUGUGGGUCUGGCUCAUAUUCUACUUUUUCCAUGUUGAACCGUUUAUUGGAAAUCCAUUCUGUACUCACGGAUUUGUAAUGUCCCCUCUUCUAAAUCAAGUUUCCAAAUAUAUAUGGGUCUGUUCUUAAGAUACUUUUACAGUUCAUGAGCUUUACAUUUCACAUCCAACUGUUGAGUUGUAAUGGAAAUGGUGUAGUGUGGCGGCCCAUGUUCCAGGGGCAGUAAUGAGCUGUGAGACUUUGGACAAGUCAUUCCACUACACAGGGCUCGUCUUCAAUAGUAUAUAAAAUAACGGAGUUCUUCUCUUACCUUUUCUCAUUAGUGACCCCUAUGAGGAUCUAAUUAAAAUCAUAGAUCCUGGGGUGCCUGGGUGGCUCAGUUGGUUAGGCGACAAGCUGGGCAAGUACCAGGAGGCGGAAAGGUGAGCCAUGGCCCCAGAGGAGGCGUGUGGGAGAGGGGUGUGUCUGAAGAUGCGCGCCGUCUGCUUAGAGGACAGUGAUACAGGAAUCUGGGUGGAGGAGGCCCCGGGUGUCUCUCCCCUCCCCAGGUUCUACGUGACAGUGGAAGAACCUGAUCUUGCCAUCACCAUGUUCAAAAAGCACAAGCUGGAUGAUGAUAUGAUCCGCCUGGUAGGGAAGCACCACCCAGAUCUCCUCAGUGACAUACACCUACACCUGGGCAAGGAGCUGGAAGGUGAAGGCCGACUGCAGGAGGCUGAGUAUCACUACCUCGAGGCUCAGGAGUGGAAGGCAACAGUGAACAUGGACCGGUCCAAUGGGCUUUGGGAGGCGGCCUACCGGGUGGCCCAGGCUCACGGAGGAGCUGAUGCCCACAAGCACGUGGCCUAUCUGUGGGCAAAGAGCCUGAGAGGAGAGUCCGCAGUGAGACUGCUCACUAAGCUCGGACUCCUGGAGGCUGCCGUGGACCACGCCGCCGACAACUGCUCAUUUGAAUUUGCUUUUGAACUCUCCCGGCUGGCCCUCAAGCACAAAACCCCUGAGAUGCAUCUCCAAUAUGCUAUGUACCUGGAGGAUGAGGGUAAAUUUGAAGAGGCCGAAGCUGAAUUCAUCAGGGCUGGUAAGCCCAAGGAAGCAGUCCUCUUGUUUGUCCGUAACCAGGACUGGGAGGCAGCUCAGCGUAUGGCCAAGGCCCACGAUCCUGACAGUGUCGCCGAGGUGCUUGUGGGGCAGGCCCGGGGGUCCUUGGACGAGAAGGACUUUCAGAAAGCAGAACAGCUGCUGCUUCAGGCCCAGAGACCGGGCCUGGCCUUCAAUUAUUAUAAGGAGGCUGGAUUAUGGAGCGACGCCCUGUGGAUCUGCAAGGACUAUGUUCCGGGCCAGCUGGAGGCUCUGCAGGAAGAAUAUGAGCGGGAGGCUACCAAGAAAGGGGCCAGAUGCUGCUCUUUGACCCAGUGAUCUUGGGACUGUCCCUAAAUGUUCCAUUAUUUGAUGAUGUGACUGUUUUGACUCAGUCAGAUUUCUGGUUAUGGGGUCAGAAGCCGACCCCAUAGUUUCCAUCAUUUGAUGGCUUUGCCUUGGACUCAUCUCGGAAGAUUCUAAGAUCUGAUGCCAUGGGGUCAAACUUGGAGAUUCCAUGACUUGAUGAGGUAGCCCUGGGGUUAAUGCUGUAGUCUUUGUGCCUUGAACAUAUGUUUGUGGAGUCAACUCCACAGACUCUCGCACUUGAAUCCAUGACCCAGGUGUCAACUCCAGAGGUUUCCUGACUUGAGAUACUGGCCUCGAGGUCAAAUCCUGAGUUUCUGCAACUUGUGAUUGUGGUCUUAAGAUCAUUCCCAUGGAUGACCCCAGUGCUCCUGGACUUACCUUUAAAGAACGUAUGGAUUGAUGUGAUGACAUUGGAAUCAUCCCUACUGAUUCUGUGACUUUAAGUGGUCGCUUUGGAGGUAAACCCACAGAUCCUACAACUCCAGGUGGACCAAGAAUAGGAGGAGAGCUAGAAGAUGUCAAACCAACUGGUUGAGCUGCUCCUGGGGACAAAGUUGCAAUUUCAGACUGUGAAUCUCCAGAUUCUAUAACAUGUGGCCAUGCUGGUGGAAUUAUUCCCAUGAAAUCCAUAGCUUGUAAUAGUGCCACUGGAUUA